Messenger RNA from Scedosporium apiospermum, 1527 nucleotides. RefSeq names its product Leucine aminopeptidase 2. Gene Ontology annotation, biological process: proteolysis. Bases 1 to 1527 code for a protein of 508 amino acids. The record is from RefSeq and is a predicted model, not a curated record. NCBI's taxonomy places the organism in Eukaryota, Fungi, Ascomycota, Sordariomycetes, Microascales, Microascaceae. Gene Ontology annotation, molecular function: aminopeptidase activity; metalloexopeptidase activity. The transcript has 3 exons.
AUGAAGAACCUGCUAUCUUUAGCCGGUGCCGUCGGAUUGGUGGCCGGCUCUUACAUAGCUCAGGUCCCUCUGAAUGGCCAGCAGAUCGUGGCAGAUGCGGCUGGUAGGAGUGCCGGCCGGGAGAUCCCGAUCGACUCCAAAUCGUUGCAGGAUACGAUAAAAGCCGAGAAUCUCAUGAAGAGGGCCAAGAAGCUUUACCAGAUUGCGAAGCUUUCAGAGGAUGAGUAUAACCAUCCCACGAGGGUUAUUGGGAGUGAAGGCCACGCGGGAACCCUAGCCUACAUCUACGCCACUCUGGCCGAGGUUGGGGGCUACUACAAGGUCUCAACACAGGCAUUCCCUGCAGUGAUGGGCAAUGUAUUCGAAUCACGCCUUGUCAUCGGCAAUGGCGUCCCCAAGUCUGCUGCACCCAUGGGUUUGACGCCUCCGACGAGGGAUAGACAGCCCGUCUUUGCCAACUUUGUCCUCGUGGCAAACAGUGGAUGCGACGCUGCUGACUACCCCGAGUCAGUAGCCGGUUCCAUCGCCUUUAUCCGCCGUGGUCAUUGUUCUUUCGGAGACAAGUCAGGUCUGGCUGGCAGCGCCGGAGCCGUUGCGGCAGUCAUCUACAAUAACGAGGAGGGAUCCCUGCACGGAACCCUCGGCACCCCUCAACCGAAUCACGUUGCCACGUUCGGUCUUUCACUUAGCGACGCUGCACCAGUACUCCGCGAGCUUGAAAAGGGCUCUAGGGUUGAUGGCAUCGCUUACAUUGACGCAGAGGUUAAGAGCAUUAGCACAAGUAACAUCAUCGCGCAGACGACUGGAGGAGACCAGGACAACUGCGUCAUGCUUGGCGGUCACACUGAUAGUGUCACAGAGGGCCCCGGAAUCAACGACGAUGGCUCCGGCACGAUUUCUCUUCUCGAGGUUGCCACCCAAUUGGCUGCCUUCGAGGUCAACAACUGCGUCCGCUUCGCGUGGUGGUCCGCCGAGGAGGAGGGUCUUCUCGGGUCAGACUACUACGUAUCUCAGCUCACUACUGAGGAGAACCUCAAGAUCCGCCUGUUCAUGGAUUACGACAUGAUGGCGAGCCCCAAUUUCGCUUACCAGGUCUACAAUGCUUCGAACGCCGAUAACCCCAUCGGUUCCGAAGAGCUUCGUGAGUUCUAUGUCGACUGGUACGAGAAGCAGGGCCUCAACUACACUUUUAUUCCGUUCGAUGGCCGCAGUGACUAUGAUGCCUUCAUUAAGAACGGCAUCCCGGGCGGUGGUAUCGCCACCGGCGCUGAGGGUGUGAAGAGCGAUGACGAGAAGGACAUGUUUGGGGGGGUUGCGGAUGAGUGGUACGACCCCUGCUACCAUCAGCUCUGCGACGACUUGAAUAACGUCAACUUGACGGCCUGGGAGGUCAAUACCAAGCUCAUCGCCCACUCCGUUGCUGCAUUUGCCAAAUCCCUCGAGGGAUUCCCCAAGAGGACAGCUGAUUUCGCGGUUGCCAGCACGGGUUACCGACCCAAAUAUCACGGUGGAAAGCUGGCCAUUUAG